AUGCAACGACACAAUUAGUUACUUACUACGAUAGCCAACAUAUUGGAUGAAAUAAUUAAAGAGACUGAUGCUUUAGAAAUAGAGUAAGAUUCAAUAUCUUGCUUCCAUGCAACUAAAGCACCAUCAAUAACCUUAUUUAAUUACUUAUAAAGAAUAGCAAAAUACACACAUUGUAGUGAAGAAUGCUUUGUUAUUGCCUUAAUUUACUUGGAUAAAUUGCAAGAAAAGCAUCCCUAUCUAGUGUUGAAUUCGAAAUGUAUUCAUAGAUUUCUAUUGACUUCUUUGGUGAUUGCCAUUAAAGUUUAAGAUGACGAUUAUUAUAAAAAUGAAUAUUAUGCAAAAGUAGGAGGUGUAAGCGUAAAAGAGAUUUUUGUUCUUGAAUAGGCCUUUUUAGAAUUAAUGGAUUAUGAAUUGUUUAUACCGGAACAACACUAUUUUAUGUACGAAAAGAAAUUACUAGAGUAUACAGAAAUUGAAAUGCCCUGA
Messenger RNA from Paramecium tetraurelia, 486 nucleotides. RefSeq lists its product as uncharacterized. The transcript has 2 exons. Lineage: Eukaryota; Ciliophora; Oligohymenophorea; Peniculida; Parameciidae. The record is from RefSeq and is a predicted model, not a curated record. Gene Ontology annotation, biological process: regulation of cyclin-dependent protein serine/threonine kinase activity. Gene Ontology annotation, molecular function: protein kinase binding.